Molecule: messenger RNA, 1368 nt
Organism: Ilyonectria robusta
Lineage: Eukaryota; Fungi; Ascomycota; Sordariomycetes; Hypocreales; Nectriaceae
Exons: 2
Coding region: 1-1368 (455 amino acids)
Molecular function (GO): FAD binding
Source: RefSeq, a predicted model, not a curated record
AUGAGUUCCAAUCCCUUUAAAGUCAUCAUCGUCGGCGGUGGCCCAGUCGGUCUGACGGCCGCACACUCCCUGUCGCAGGCAAACCUGGACUUUGUCGUCCUCGAGCGCCGCGCCAAGAUUGUUGAAGAUGCGGGCUCAAAUCUCGUCCUGCUUCCUAUCGGACUGCGUGUGCUGGGUCAGCUAGGCAUGCUCCCUACUAUUGAGAGCGUCAGCUCCCCGAUGAGCCGCUUCAGGCGUAUCGAUCACGACGGACGCGAUCUUGGCGACACGCUGUGGUUUACUCAUUUCAAGGAAAAGUCACUAACGGCGACCAUCAGCCACGGCGCCUAUCCACGAGUGAUCAGCCGACACGAUUUGAUGCAGACCUUGCAUGACGGCCUCCCGGUAGACGCGCAGGCCAAGUUGAUGCCCGGGAAGAAGGUCAUUGAUGUCUCUUCCGGUCCCGACGGCGUCAGCGUGACUUGUGCCGACGGUACUUCAUAUACCGGAUCCGUCCUUGUCGGUGCCGACGGUGCCCACAGCCGGGUGAGAGACUUGAUGCGGACAGCGGCCUUGCAAACCCCGGCCACCACAGAGGACAAAGUCAACGAAGCGGAGCCGUUUCUGACCACCUACCGGGCCAUGUGGAUCCGCUUCCCGACGGUCCCUCCGAUCAAGGCCGGCGAUGCGAGCGAGACACACGGCAAGAAUUGCACUCUCCAGCUCUUCGCCGGCGAGGACACGUCCGUCAUUGGCGUGUACGAACGCAUGGAGAAGCCGACGCGAGAGGGAGUGCGGUAUAAACAAGCGGACGAGGACAAGUUCGUCGAACGCUGGGGUCACCUGCCUAUUAUCGAGGGCGGGCUGACCAUCAAGGAUGCCUAUGUCAACCGGACCCAGGCCGGCAUGGUGAAUCUCGAGGAAGGCAUCGUCAAGAAUUGGAGCUGGGAUCGAAUCGUCCUCGUCGGCGACGCAGCGCACAAGUUCACGCCCAGCACCGGCGCAGGUUGUAACAACGGCAUCGUCGACGUCGUUGCGCUCGCCAACGAGCUGUAUCACGCCUUCAAAGCCGUACGCGCCUCGGACCCGGAGGCCUUCCCAACUAGGGAACAAGUGCUGGCCGCCUUUGACGGCUACCAGCUCGCGCGCUUCGAUACGGUCAAGGCAGGCCUCGCCGGUGCAAGCCAGGCCACCGGAGCCGCAACGUGGGCGGAUGCGACUCACAAGUUUGUGGACCGCCACAUUCUCUCGAAGCAGUCACUUCAGAAGUUCUUUUCCAAUCGCAACGCACCGUCGUUGGCUCGCACCCCUGUCUUUGAGUAUGUUACGGGCGAGGAACAAAUGGUUGGCAAGUUUCCCUGGGCUCAUCCCAUUAAGCCGGCGUCCUAG